Messenger RNA from Oxyura jamaicensis (ruddy duck), 2419 nucleotides. It is a transcript of the gene AVEN, whose product is annotated as apoptosis and caspase activation inhibitor. The record is from RefSeq and is a predicted model, not a curated record. NCBI's taxonomy places the organism in Eukaryota, Metazoa, Chordata, Aves, Anseriformes, Anatidae. Bases 124 to 1197 code for a protein of 357 amino acids. The transcript has 7 exons. Gene Ontology annotation, biological process: negative regulation of G2/M transition of mitotic cell cycle.
GCCGCCAUUUCCCUCUCCCGGCCUCCGCCACCGGCCUCUUUCCGGGAGUAGGCGGGGACCGGCGCGGCACAGGCCGGCCGGCCACAGGCGGUACGCUGCGGAGCGCUGCGGUACGGCCCGGCCAUGCAGCCGGAGCGGGGCGGCAGCCGGCCCCGCAGGGAAGGCGGGCGGCACGGCCGGAGGCGGCCGAGCGGCGCGGAGAGGGCGGCCGAGCCGACGGCUGAAGGCAGCGGCGAAGACGGCCACGGCCGAGGAGGAGCCGGGGGCCGGGGAAGAGGCGGCGCUCACGGGCACCGAGGAGGCGGGGGCCGGGGCAGGCGAGAGCCCCGGGGCCGCGGGGCAGCGCCGCCGUCUGCUGCCCACCACCACUACCGGCGGGUAAAAGAUGUAGAAGAUGAUGAAACUGAAUCACGAGAGGAAGAAGAGAUAGAAGUGAAAAGCUAUUCAAGAAGAAAGAUUUUUUCAAACUGGAGCCGCUAUGAGGAUGCAGAAAAAGAGGGACAGAAUGAAUGUGGGGAAUCACAGAGAGGAACAGACUUCAGUGUUUUGCUUAGCUCAGCAGGAGAUUCCUUUACGCAGUUUCGCUUUGCUGAAGAGAAAGAUUGGGAUACAGAAAGCAUAUACUCUAAACAGUUUUCUGCGUUUUCUGUUGACUGCCAGUCUUUGGCCCAGGCCCUCCAGGAACUGCCUCUACAUCUGAGGUUGAAUGUAGCUGCUGAACUUGUACAGGCAUCAACGCCUGCGGAGCUCCCACAGAUAAAAUCUAAAAUUACUGAAGACAGCAAGAGGAGAGAGCUUCUGUUUAGACAUUCUUUGGCUCAGAGUGAAACAGUGUUGGGCUCCCAUCCUGUUGGUGAUUCUGUUGCUUCAUCAGAGCCUGCAAGUAAACACGGUCCUGUGGCAACUGCAGCAGAGCCAUUCCAGAGAGCCCCUCAACAAGCAAAGCAUGAGACUGACCAUUUGGAUGAAGAACUAGAUCUUCUCCUAAAGCUAGAUGCUCCUAUUGAUUCAGUGUCAGGUGCAUUAUUCUACAACACAGCAACAGAGAACGAUCUGAAAGGGGAGAGUAAAGAAAACGACCCUCUAAGACUAGAUGUACCUGAAGAGAAACGUACAGCACCACAGCAACAGCAAAGUACGUCUAAAACUGUUACUGAGGAAGAGCUUGAAGAUUGGCUGGACAGCAUGAUUUCCUGAAGAACAAAUUUCCUCAUGUGAAUAAAUGGAUAUAACAAAAGUUAAGUAGAAAGGGGAAUCCUCCUUUAUCAAUUCAUUUUUUUUUCCUGUUACACUUGGUUCAGUAUGCCAAAUGCCUGGUUUUAUUUGCAGGCACCUAAAAUUCUGUGCAACCAAAAUUCAACUAGAUAUGAGUGAUUGAAAAUUAAGACUGACAUUCUUAGAAAGAUCUAAAAUUUGUGAUGAAGUUAGGAUUUUCUUUGCUAAAGAUGUAGGCUAUAAGAAACAACCAGAGCAGUUGUUUCAGCUUGUACGUGCUAUAUGCAGUCCUUAAAAUAAAGCUAUGAAUGCACAAUAAAUAUUUGCGUAUUUAAUCACUUUCAUCAUGCCAUGUUUCUCUAUUGUAGAAAAAUUAGAAAGAAAUCACAAAGGCAAUAUUUGGUUUAUAAUACUUUAUUGCAGUGGGCACUUUUCAUUAGAAGAAAAAAAUGCAUAAACCUAGCAGCUUCUAUUUGCAGGUGACCACAGAGCAUUGUUUUAUUUUGGCCUAAAAUUUAAAUUGUAUUCAUUUUGAUUCAGUGUAUGUCUUUUAACAGCAGCAUCUAAUAAGCUGUUAUUGAAGGUAGUAUACAAACAAACUUCAAGUGCAGUUUCAUACAGAAAGACAGAAAAGCAAUAAUGGAUCUGUUCAUCUAGAACACUAACAUAAAAAGUUUGCAUAGCUAUGUCUACGGAGGUUUUAAGGCACUUAAUGAUUCAAGGUCAACAAAGUGUUUGAAAAUGUUUCAUUUUAACUGCUUAAAGCUUUUUGAGCUGUGUCUUAGUACAUUCACUAGCAAAUACUGUGGGGAAAAACUGGGACAGCACUUAAUUAAAAUACUUUUUCUGAGGCUUGGCCUCUGAUGUUCAAGUUCGUAAAUGUUGUGCAGUUAAGACACCUUUUAGCCCUUUCAACUCUGUUACCAAACAUUAGGUUAACAAUGUGGUUAAAAAGUUGUUAUAAUUUCAUACCAUGUUUAAAUUGGAAGGCUUGAGUUGAUCUUGGCGUGGAUUUUUCGUUUCUAAUCAAAAUUCCAACAGAAGACCUGUUUCACAUGUGGUAGGUAUGAAAAGCCUAUGAAAUAGUUUUAAAUUUUAUGUAUGUCUUGAAGUUUAAAGACAUUUAAAGCAAAUACAAGCUGUGAAUUUACAUCAUGAAAAGGAAAUAAGUUUUUUAUAUACUGGAUCUUAACAGUUCAUGAAU